Acaulospora colombiana is the source of this 2688-nucleotide messenger RNA. NCBI's taxonomy places the organism in Eukaryota, Fungi, Glomeromycota, Glomeromycetes, Diversisporales, Acaulosporaceae. The record is from the annotation of a GenBank genome assembly.
CUGGCCGCCAUUAGCUUCUCUGCCCGAUUCGUCCUUGGACCCGAUCACACCUGCCCUCCCGAACAACAGGCACUCAUAUUAGUUGGCGACUGGGGGGUGGGCAAAGACAUCUUGUGCCAGCGAAUGUGUCCAGGGUUUACACCGGAAGAUGGAUAUCAUAUGCACCAUCGCAACAAUAGUGCAGCUUUAAACUUGGAUGCAUCUCUUGAACCGAUUCUCUUGUCGUCAAUGGGGCCUAAACCGAAGGAUUGGGCCGCAUUGGAGCAACAACUCGUCAAGUUACAACUAAAUAUUUUGAACCCUUUUGACAAUGAUGAAAAUGUUGUGAGAAUGACUCCUCUAGUUCUCAUAGCAAAAGAUGUUAUAGGACUAUGCUAUAACGUUGCUAGGCCCGAAACAUUGGAGAGAGUCGUACACAAGUGGUUCCCAAAAACAUGUCACUAUCAACCUACCACCCCUCUGGUCUUGAUCGGCUGUCCUCCUAAUAACAUUUUGAAAAGCCUUUCCGACCCGGACCCUAUCGAAGCAUCAUCAGAGGAAAGCAAUCCAAUACCCUCUCAAGUUCCGUCACCCCAGAUGGUUACAACUGAGCAGGUCCGACAAGCCGCUGCUGAAAUUGGGGCAGUUGCUUCCUUGAUGUGGGUAGAUCCAGAAGAUGGAAAUACAAAUGGUGGUUUCUCAAAUGAACAAGAGAAUGAUCCUGCUUUGGAUGAAUGGUCGACGGACGGCAGCUUGCACCUGAACACUACCACCUCCGCCCUCUCAUGGCAACUGAGAGCCUCAAGUCGGAGUCCUCAGAACGAACGCGUUCCUCGGUUCAUAACUCUCAGAGUAUCAACAAAGGAAAAUCAAGGCAUGGGCGAGAUAUAUUAUCACAUGAAGUCGCAGGUCCCAAAGGAAAAGUUUAUAGGCUAUCUAAUCACGCCGCCAAUAAGACCUUCAACGGAUCCACUCGACUUCUUGCCGCAUGAACUCUGGACACACAUCAUCAGUCUGGCCAUAUUGGGUGAAGAAUCAGUAUUUGACGAGAUCACACCUCACUUGGUCAUGGUUAUGAUGCUUGUAUCGAGGAGAUGGGAGGCUUUCCUCAUUCAGACGCCGAUGUUCUGGACCAAUAUCCAUAUACGAGACGACCUGCACGACUUACACGCAGAUAUCGCUACUUGUCUUCAUUUAUCUCAGGACCUUCCGCUUAAUCUAUAUAUUACAUUGCAAUGUGCCGGCUGGGCGAGUAUUAGAACAAUACUAUACCCUCACCGGUCACGAAUCAAAGCUCUUAACUUACUGUACAAGAGCCCUUUUGGCGCUCAGUCGGAUCAAGUUCACGGUUUAUGGAUGUCAACCAUUCGCGACUUGUCACCCCUCCUUCACCUAACUCGAAUCACAAAGCAGGGUCCUGUUCACGUCCGAUGGAAGCAAAAUGGGUUACAGACGAUGCAAGACUUAGUAUCUCUAAGGGAAUGUGAUGGUGUGAGAUUCUAUCUGGAGUCACUCCAGUGGAAGAAUCUACAACAAGCCAAAUCCCUUCGACUGAAAGGAGAUUUUCUCACCGCAUUUCCGGUUCUUGGAGAGAAUCCUUCUCUCGAGUACCUAUUCUUCUCCCAAUGGGAUCCCAAGAACGAUCGCUCGGUCGCAGAAAUACCUCAUCGUCCACUUCUCUGUAAAUCCCUCGUCUACCAAGACACUCGUCCUUCUUUCCCUUUUGGCUUAUUCCCAAAAUUGCCUAGUCUACAGAGUCUUCACAUCUCUGUUGGUACCAAGCUGCUGACCCAUUUGAUCACCGAGGUCACCAGUAUGCCGCAACUGAAGAUGGUCAACCUCGACGUCUUUGUCAGAGAGGAUGACGGCUUCGAAUUACCUACAAUUUCCCUCAAACAUUCUGGAGUUCAUACCCUACGUAUGAAAUUCUCGCGCGUCGAAUGGGACCACGAUCUUGUGGACUUCCCCGCCAUUCGAGACCUCACGGCAUUGCUUAUUUGGGCGUUGCCCUGCAUCGAAGAUUUAUGCCUCAAUUAUAUUCGACCUGGAGAAAUGACAAAUUUUCUUCAACAUGAAGGGUUCUUGAAUCCCACGGAGCUCCAAUUGUGUUUAAUUGGACCGAACGAGAAAAUUCACAACCAAUGGAUGCCUCCCAACUUGACCAAGUUUCAACUAGUUUGCAACAGCAUGUCGCCCCUCCGAGGCCCACCAAGUAAUAUCAAAGAACUAGUGUUGCGAGCCGGCUACAUCAACAAUCCCGAAGCAGGAAAGCACCUCAUGGAUGUCCUUGCUCCCUGGCCCGCUUUAGAACGACUAGAGUUGACAGAUACAUGUAUAUCUGGGACCAAUGCAACUCUUCCCUUCCUCCGUGAACUGAAGUUGUUAUCCAUGCCAUUAUCCAUCACCGAGCAUUUCACGCGGUUUUGUAAAGAUCUUGCGUUGUCACCACAUAAUCACCCAUACCUAGAAUCGAUAUCCUCCUCGCAUAUCCCAGAAUGGGACAUCCUUUUUAUCAUGCUCGAACGGCGAAACCUCUAUUCUCCACCUGGGGUACACCCAAUUUGCAAGCUUGAAUUACCAAAUCGUAUCCCAAAGGGUGUCUUCGACUCCCUUCACUCUGUUCUCGAAUGCAAAACUCCUCAGCGCCCAACCAACUUUGAAUUGUCACUGAACGGCAGUAUUGAGAUAAUCCUAGACCUCAGUUUGUGA